Xiphophorus couchianus (Monterrey platyfish) is the source of this 6531-nucleotide messenger RNA. RefSeq names its product fidgetin-like. The transcript has a single exon. NCBI's taxonomy places the organism in Eukaryota, Metazoa, Chordata, Actinopteri, Cyprinodontiformes, Poeciliidae. Gene Ontology annotation, molecular function: microtubule severing ATPase activity; ATP hydrolysis activity; ATP binding. The record is from RefSeq and is a predicted model, not a curated record. Bases 11 to 2281 code for a protein of 756 amino acids.
AGGCUUGAAGAUGCAGUGGACCCCCGAGCACAGCCAGUGGGCCGAACAGCAUUUCGACAUCUCCUCUACCACCCGCUCCCCAGCCCACAAGGCUGAGGCCUACAGGGCGGUGUCAGGCCAUCUGCAACGGUCCGCCACCUACCAGUACGCCUGGGCCAACGACGACAUUUCUGCCCUCACCGCCUCCAACCUGCUCAAGAAGUAUGCUGAAAAGUACUCUGGGAUCCUUGAGAUGCCCGCCUCUUACUCUGAGGUGCCUGGGGUCCCUGGGGUGAUGAAUGGCCGGAAAGGCGAGUCAGAGCCCUGGCAAGAUGGCGUCUACCCCAUGAGCUGUAUCCCAGAGGGAGUUUCUGUCAGAAAGGGAGGUGUUGCCGCUGCGUCUGAAGUGGUCUCUGGGAUCUGCAGCUCCCCAGGCCUGGCUUCCAGCACCCUCAGCGAGCCCAGCUACUCCAGCAGCAGCUGUGGGAGCCACUCAGCCACGGCUCUCCACUCCUCCUCCAUGACGUCUCAGGAAUACGGCGCCACGUACAGCGGCUCCUACCUGCACAGUAGUUACAGCUCCCAGUCCGCCCCCGCCGCUGCCCUUCCCUCCCCACUGCACAACUCUGGGCUUUUACAGCCCCCUCCACCUCCUUCCCACCCCACCAUUGUUCCAGCUUACAAUGGAGGCUCCCCCAACUUGUCUAGUUAUAAUUACCCCCCAGCUGGCUACCCAGCUCAGAGCCCAGUUGGACCGGGAUACAGCCCUGGAGGAGCACCCCCUCCUUCCUCGUACCUCCCCUCAGGCAUCGCCGCCCCUACUCCUCUCCCCCCUUCUUCUGCUUUACCUGGAUACCCAUACCAGAGCCACAAUCUGACCCCAAUUGCCCCCACUCCCCUCAACAGCAGUUCCUCCAAUACGUUGAAAAGGAAGGCCUUCUAUAUGACAGGCCAAGGAGAGAUGGACACGUCUUACGGGAAUUUUGGGUAUCCCCAGGCACGGAGCUCAACAGAGAGUCCCAUGUACAGGGUGGCAGACAGCAGCAGUGCAAACGGGGGCUCUAACAGUGGGGGCGGGGGUGGCUUCGACAGGAAUCCGGAGAAGUCAUCCCUACCAUUUAAUCCUCAGAAACAGUCUGCAAUGCCAUCAGAGCAGCAGCAGAGAAAGUACGGCAGCCAGGCAACAGGUGGGCCACUUACCCCACCAGCCUACGUCUCCUCAAGCCUGGGGGGCUCACGGUCAGCAGACUCUCUUGCCAGCUUCACCUCCCCCUCCCUUAGUGAGCAAGGUGCUGAUGAUCACCGCCUCCACCUUUCCCACUCAGCACCAGGGCCUACCUCCGCCUCCUCUUCCGCUUCAUCCCGCCCUGCCGAGGAGCAAUUAAAAACCUGCGACCCUCAUCUCCUGGACCUUGUGACCUCAGAAAUCAUUCAGCAGGGCCCUCCUGUGGACUGGAGUGACAUCGCAGGUCUAGAACUGGCCAAAGUUAUGUUGAAGGAGGAGGUCCUGUGGCCCAUUCUUCGUCCAGACAUGUUCAGUAGUUUAGGGCCGGCACCUCGCUGCAUGUUGCUGUUUGGCCCGAGGGGCAGCGGCAGGACGUUGCUAGGCCGCUGCCUUGCCAGUCAGCUGGGAGCGACAUUUCUGCAGCUCAGCGGCUCUACUCUGGCCACCAAGUGGCUGGCGGAUGGAGAGGAAAUUAUCCGUGCGUCAUUCCUGGUGGCCCGUUGCCGACAGCCAUCGGUGCUCUUCAUUAGCGAGGUGGACAUGCUCCUGUCAGCUCACGUCAGUGAAGAGAGUCCAAUCACCCGACUGAAGGGGGAACUACUCACCCAGCUGGACUCUCUCCUUAUGAGCUCAGGUGAAGACGGAGGCAACCAAGUCCUAGUCAUUUGCUCCACAAGCAGACCUCAAGAUAUGGAUGAAGGCCUCCGGAGGUACUUUACUCGGAGGGUACUAGUGCCCCUACCGGACAGCGCAGCCCGACACCAGAUUAUGAACCAGGUUCUGGCCCAAUCCCAGCACAAGUUCUGCUUAAGCGAGGAGGAGCUGGCACUGCUGGUGCAGCACACCGAGGGUUUCUCUGGACUGGACUUGGCCAGACUCUGCCAGGAGGCCCUUGUAGGUCUCUUACAUGUCUCAGCACAAGGCAUGGACAUGACGGGCAUGAUGCCCCGGGGGCAGAUCAGGCCCCUCACCUACCAGGACAUUGAAGGUGUCUGUUGUAAAUUCCAAGCAAGUAUAUCGCAGAAAGAGAUUGACACUUACACCGAAUGGAACAAAAUGUUCGGCUGCAGCCAGUGAGCAAAAUAGGCACUGCCCUUGAGAAAAAGAGGCUUCCACAAUUCCUCCCCUCAGGGCUUAAGCGUUGUGCUAGAGGGAAAAGCCGACAGAAGGCCGACGCGAGCCCGCUGUGUCCUCACAGAGACCUGGUUUGAUUCAACAACAAGCAGUUCUGCUGUUAAUGAGACAAUUUUCAAUCCAAACGCUUGACAAGCCAGGCGCCGUUUACACAUUUCAAACAAGUCAGCUUUGUGUGAGACGCCCUGGUGUCCGUGUACAUAUAUUGUAUGUCGUUGUUUCUUCAGAUUUAGUUGGCUUUCCAAGUGCCUGAAGUGGUGCUUUCUGAGUUCUCUUAAUUUGCCUCACAAUCGAAAUUCAUGGCAUGAGCUGAUGAUUAUUAGAGCUUUAAGCCUUCAGCAGAGAGUCUGGAAAACAGAUUGACAGUUAGCGGCGGGGGUGGUUAUUCAUCCUUUAUAGUCUUUUGUUGCGGCAAUCCAUUUCGGUGGCGGACGUCUGGGCCCUACGUCGCGUGUCUGCAAAACAAACAAACAUAAGAAACAAGCAAAUAACACUCAGGAAAGCAUUUGUAAAUUGUACAGUACCUCUGGAAAUCUCGACAAAAAGCACUAAGAUUUGAGAAGAGAAUCUUUCACAUUUAGAUGGACCUCAAGGGGCUGGGAUAAAAAUCACAAAGUGGUGACAAUGAAUGUAUUAGAUGUGUUCUGAUUGGUGGAACAUGAUCUACAUUGAGAGUAAAGCAUUGCGUCUUUAUUUUCCCAUCAGAGCAGUCUCUUUAGUUGCCUGCAUCUUCUUGACCAAUCCUGAAAUGUAUUUCCUUCGUUCUCCAAACACUGUUCUGCUGCCUAGCUGAGUUUGAGACUUUAAAAACAGGCAGGUGUGUUGAGGCUGGUAGAUGUUGUAGAUCACCAUUGUUCAUAUAACACACUCUAGGCUGUUUGAUCAUGCUGCUUGGAAGCUCCAUCAGUUUAUCAGGCAUUUAUUUAUUUCUUUGUUUUGUUUUUGUCAUUCUACUUGUAAGAUUGUAGAAAAGCAUUACGAAAAAUUUCAAUUAGAAAAUAUACGUGUUAGCUUAAUGGCUAACUACAGCCAUAUACUGUAUGACAUCUUAUCUCCCAAUUUUUAGUAUAAAAUUAAUUCCACAAUCUUUCUAAAGUAUAUGAACUUUUUCACAAUUUGUCACAUUGUAAUAAAUACUUUUGACCAAAAAACACCCCAAAAAACUGAAAAGUAUGGCGUGCAUUUGUAUUUCACAACUCUUUAGGUGACUUUUGAAGGUUGAUUUUAUUGUGGAAUCAUUAAAGAGUUUUCCAAUACAUCAUUAAACCCAUUUAAUCUCAUUGUAAGUGCAGCUGUUCUGUGAAACACAGUGGUGGCAGUAUCAUGCUGUAGAGAGCCAGGUCUUCAGGAGGGACAGGGAAACUACCCUGAUCUGAUAGAGAAUGGAUGUAGCAUGUUUACAUGCAAAGAGAUACCAUUCAAAGCGUGGGGAAGAUAUAAAUGCACGCUGCACUUUUUAGAAUUUUACAUGUAAAACAUUUGAAAACAUUUUUCCACCCAUCUCCCAUUUAUGUGCUAUUCUUUGUCAGUCUAUUUCAGUGAAAUACGUUACACAACAAACUUUGAUGAGUUCUAUAAUUGAGCUUUUUUUUUUUCGCAAGACACUGUUCAUGUCUUAAAGUGGAAAGUUACUAUCAUUACAAUAUCAAAAAUGACUCCCUGUAUGGGUUUUUGACCUCAUUUGUUAUCAUCCAUGAAGUUGAGGUUUGGCAGCUGAUUCGCUGUCUCUAAUCUUUUCUCUGGAAAUGUUACUGAAUUUUAAAGCAGUAACGUUAAAACACCUGCUCAUUUAUGCCCAUAAAAAGGUCAACUAAAUUGCAUUAGCUGGUUAGGUUGACUUGUUUUGUCAUGGGUAAAUAAUUUUUAAACAAUACCAACAGUAGAAAAAGGAGUACAGUGAGGAAACAAAAGUUGUCCAUAAGUUUGGCUUUCUGUUCUUAAACUAAAACAGGAUUAUUUUCAUGUAGGACUGUAAGAAAACCAUAAUGUGGGUCUGUUUGAAGUUCCAAUAUGCCAUUAAAUCCAUUUUGACCAAGUCUUAUGGAAGAUUAUUUAGGUUGUAUGUAUAAUAAACAAUCUUAUACCCACAAAUAUUUGACCACCACAAAUAAAUUACCCCGGUUUUUAAGUUACUGUCUUCCUAAAAUUGUUCAUACCUCUUGAGCUUUUUUCAUGUGAUGGAACAACACAAAAGUAGUGCAACUAGUACUUGUGAAGUGGAAGAAAAUGUCCAUGUUUCCAGAAUGUUUUUACAAACAAGCAUCUGAAAAGCGACAGUCCUGAUUACGUCAGUUUGGCGCUUUAUGACAUCCUUACGAAGUUAUUUGGGAGACAAUUCAAACAGGUAAACUGGUCAUCUUGUUGUAUUAGAUGGAAAUUCACCUAUUUGGUUCGCAUGCAAAGCAUUAAAUGGGAUCCAAAACUAAACCCGCCAUACAAACAGUGAAACAUGGGGGUGGCAGCAUCAUUUUGUGGGAAUGGUUUCCAUUCAUGUUUGAGAAUCUGUGGCUACAAUAAAAGGACUUAAAGCUUUUUCAUACAUUGACUCACAAGAGGCUGAUUUCAACUGUAUGUCACACUUUUUAGAUUUAUAUUUACAAAAAAAAAUGUAAAUACAUCUAGACUUACAAUUCCCAACUUUGCACUACUUUGUGUUGGUCCAUCACAUACAAUCCCAACAAAAAACACCGAAAUUUGACUAAAUGUGAGGAAGUUCAAGCAACACGCUGCCACUUUUUUCUUUCUGCAUAGCUGCAUUGUCAGUUGGAUUUGUUCAUAUUUUUCAGAUGAAGACAAAGAGAAACUAGCACAAAUCUUCAAGGUCCUUUACGACAGUGAGUCCUCCGUUAUUCACUGUAUUCCGUUAGGAGUGUGUGUCCUCUCCUUGCCAACUCCACUGGGAGACCGUAUUUUUGUGUGCAGUUAUCCUGACGUCAUUUUUCCUUUUUUUUUAAGUUUAACCAAACAUUUACUGAAUCGCCGUUAUCUGUAGUGUAUGAUCGGCCCCGCUUUCACAAGCACCGCCGGUGCAGCACCUGACGUAGAGGGUAGGAGAGUUCUGCUGAGCAUCAGCAAAACCAACGGCGAGGAAAGAGAUAGGCAGGCGGUGUGGCAGCAGCACAAGGGGGAAAGCAAAGUAGUCCGUCAGAAAAACCACCCUCAAAACAAUCUGUGCGAGAAUUCCUUCUGUCAGCAAAUCCUCUGGAGAAAGAGUCUCUUUGGACAGGAAAAAAAAACCCACUAAUGCACUUCAGAGCGCACAACAGCAGCGCAGGCGUUCCCUUUCUCCCCUUGUUCUCUACAGCAGACCAACAAACGACUUGAAACGCGGCGGUCAAUGCUACGCUUCGCUUCUAACACGCGCUGUGAUCCUUCUCGCAUUUAGUCUUAUUUUCCCUCCACGCCGUGCAAACCUAGGUUGUUGUGUGUGUGUUUUUUUCUCCUCCUGCCUUUUAAAUUGUUACUUUAAGCGUUUCUACCUCAUAGCUGCAGAACACUUGUGCUUUUUGAUCUGCGUGUUUCCAAACGUCGACAUUUCAGAGAAAACGACAAAAAAAACAAAAAACAGACGGAGAACAGGAGAGAGUACCACCGUAAAGUUUGCGCAGUCUACCUCAGAUGACUGUACUUAAAAAAAAACAUUUAGCUGAUGGUGCAACCGCAGGCUGCAGCAUAGCCUAGACUGUACGCGCGCGUAUGUGUGUCACCGUUUGUCCCAUCCGAGCUAUUUGCAGCACACACACACACACACACACACACACACACGCUCUCAAGACGAUGCAGACGUGAAAAAAAAUAUUGAAAAAAUAACCUCGCAAGCAAUUUGUGAGGAGUUGGGGGUCAACUUAAAGGUGACCUGGAAAUGUAUAAUCCAAUACAUUUGCUUUAAUCCUUUGUGAACUACUGUGGUUGUGCGCGUGUGAAUGUGUAUAUACGUAGGCACACUCCUUUUUUAAAAAAUUUUCAUUUAGUGUGUGGAAUUUUAUAAAUCGUUAGUAUAUAUAACACACUUGCACAACUUUAAAACAGAGUGUAACGUGUUUCUGUUGUACAUACCUAUACAUACAAUACAAAUGCACCACUUGUUUAUAUGUGUGAAUAUGUUGCCAUACUUGCAGUCAACUUAAAUGUAUUUUCAUGUAAUCUGAGGUACAAACAGCAACAAACGAUUCAUUAAAGACGUUUUCUUGGGA